Laetiporus sulphureus 93-53 is the source of this 2319-nucleotide messenger RNA. RefSeq lists its product as uncharacterized. The record is from RefSeq and is a predicted model, not a curated record. NCBI's taxonomy places the organism in Eukaryota, Fungi, Basidiomycota, Agaricomycetes, Polyporales, Laetiporaceae. The transcript is spliced from 6 exons. The coding region runs from base 1 to 2319 and encodes 772 amino acids.
AUGAACUUUGUCAAACGUACAGUCGAUAGCCGCAAGGAGGCACGCGCUGAAAGCUCCUUGCCUUACCAUCGCAAAGAAGAAUCGCAUAAAUCAAAGGGCUCAUGGAGUCUCAAGAAGAUCCUCAGCUACAUCGAUCCACGCCGCUUUAGCAGAAAGGUCGAUGAUGACGACCGCCUAAGCGAGAGCGAAGAUGAGGGAGAAGCUCCGCGUUCUGCGCCGAUAACUCCCGCGUCCACGCUCGCACAACGCGGUGACGAGCUUUCGACACAAGCUCAGAGUUCGCAGCAAGUCCAGAAUUCGCAACAAGCCGAGAGUUCGCAACAAUCAUCCUUUCAUAUUCCUGGUUCAUUCGGCACACAAUCUCUCGCUCUGCCUGCCGCACAAGCACAAGUUCCUCUUCCACCCUUGCAAGUCUCGGUACCGCGUGUGUCAAUGCGUUUGCCUUUGCGCCAGACUGCAUCCCAGAUACUCAGCGAGCUCCAAGCCAAGGGUGAACUGAAUCCGGAGGUGAUCGAAUAUCUGAAGCGUAAGGGUGACGAGCGUCUUGGCGACAUAGAGCUCGCGGGAGUCAAGGCAAAAUCGUCGGUGGGAAAAGGGUAUAUUCCUUCGAACGCGCGGAUGCCGCCCGAGAAGGAGGAUUUGGGAUUCAAGAGCUUCGACUGGCGUAAAGCGGCUGCCGAAAAAGCUGAACGCGAGGAGAAGGAGGCCCAAGCUAGGGCCACACAAAUGCUACCGUAUAACCCCAAUGGCCCAGUCUGCAUCUUAGGAGGCCUGACCGUGGAGGAGCAAAUUCAGCAAGGCUUCUGGAAGCCACCUGAAACUUGGUAUUCAAAGAAGGCUGCGUCUGGCUCGGAAAGCAAACGAGCAGGAAAUAACGAUGGUCCGAGUAAAUCUGCUCCAUCGGUAUUAGAUUCACAGCGUUCGAUAUACGAGCGCAUGAAUAGUCUCUACGGGCUUCCUCCUGACGCGUUUCCUGAUCUGCCUCCACGACCACGUCCUGCUGGAUCGAACUUGCCGGGCGAGUCUUCGCGGUCGACUGAAGCGGCCAGAAUUGCAGCUGCGGUGCUAGCAGCGGACCAACCUGUGGGACAAUAUGUGCUCUCACCCGACGACCCCUUUGGACGUCUCAUGGGACGACAACUUCACCAAUAUCCGAACAAAUACAGAGUGAUCGCUGCCCUUCCCAAGCCCAGAACACCUAAGCAGCGAUUCAUAGAGGGACACCGAUCCGAGAAGCGUAGGCAGAGGGAAGCCGCUGAAGCCGCCGCCAAAGCUGCUGCCGAAGCAGCAGCUGGGGCACCCGCAGCCGAGGCACCUUCUGCGGAAGCGCAAGAAAGGCCUCCCACCAUGCAAGAGAUCAUCGAAAGCACUGUCCCGAAGGGUAGCAAGCGAUCAAGGCCGCCUCCGGAACUACUGACUUCCGAUCGAAACGCAGCUGCUCCGGAAGCAGACGAAAUCAUCAUUCUUACGGAAGAAGCAGAGGAGGAAGAGGACCGGCCUGCUCUCAAAAAGCGAAAGACGACUGCCGAUCGCGUUGCCAGCAGGGUUGAACGAGCAAAGUCAGUCGCGGUGACCGUGGAAGAGAUCGACAACGUUCCUGCUUCCGGCGAAGAGUUGGGCUAUAUGCAGCCUUCAGAGGUCGUCGAGCCGGAGACCUACAGCAGAAGUACUUCUCCAACCGAUGCGUCAUCCAGCGAUACGUCCGCAGGUUCGUCACAAACUUCGAAGGGCGAACCGUCGAAGGGACUCGGUUAUGCUGCGUUGAAGUCUACGGCUCCGAAAGAGCCCUCGAAACUACGGUACAGCAUCCAGGCAGAACCCGAGGAAGAAGAGAAUGAGAACGAGACGGUCAGCGCAGCCACGAGUGCUUCUCCGCUUCCUGCACUCGAAACAACACCUGCAGCGGCUGCAGAACUUACCCCUGCUCCAUCCGCGUCUCUUCCGUUCCCACCCGCCUCAUCUACGGCUACUUCGCCUGCAUCCACCCCUGCACCGAGUGAGCCUGCGGCUGCUCUCGCACCUAUCUCUGUGCCGUCCGCGAUCACCUCAGUACCAAGUACCGCUAUCGCAGCUAUUUCCGUUCCCCAAGCCGAAUCAGCACUUCCCGCACGGGAACAUCUUGACGACUCGAAGUCGGUUGCAAAGGCGUGCGCUCCAAGUGAACUACCUCAGUACCGCUUCAUACCGUUACUGCCUGAAUUGCCUCCGCUUGCGAGACUCGAUUCGAUGCAAGCUGCCACUGAUGUGGAGGAUGCUGCUUUGCCGAAGUUCGACUUCCCCGGUUCUCUUGUCGCGUCUUGCCCUCUCCCCGGAUGCUGA